Molecule: messenger RNA, 2664 nt
Organism: Drosophila willistoni
Lineage: Eukaryota; Metazoa; Arthropoda; Insecta; Diptera; Drosophilidae
Gene: Ance-3
Product: angiotensin-converting enzyme
Exons: 9
Coding region: 110-2626 (838 amino acids)
Biological process (GO): proteolysis
Cellular component (GO): plasma membrane
Molecular function (GO): metallopeptidase activity; peptidyl-dipeptidase activity
Source: RefSeq, a predicted model, not a curated record
CGUGGGCAACAGUCGGAAAAGUGAAAAAAGUGCAGUGUUUGUUUUAGUGAAAUUUUGUUAAUGACCUGUGAGAGAAUAUAAAGAAAACCAAGGUCAAAGUUCUUUAAAAAUGUUGCCCAAAAUUUGGUUAAUAUGUGCAAUUUAUCUAAGUUUCUGUUAUGGCCAACCUCAAUUGAAUUUGCCAACACCACAGCCAGAGGUUUUCUAUAAUGGUUAUACACCAAAUGUGGCAACAACACCAGCUCAAGUGCGAGCCGAUCGUGAUCGAGAUCAACGUUAUGGACCACCCUAUGCCGAUGAGGGUGGUGGUGGUGCUGGUGGGAAUAGUGAUGAUGGCUUAGAUGAUUUUAGGUAUGGCCAGACAUAUGAUGAACGCAUGAGAUUGGGUUAUGCCUAUCCCACACCUCAGCAAAAUUUCAGUGAUUCACCCUUCAGUGGCGAUCGGGAUCGACAAUUGCAAGGGCAAGUGCAAGGCGAAAAUCGUUAUUCCAAUCACAAUUAUGGCCCACUAGCGGGGACAUACAACGAUGAUGAGCGAUUUAAUCAGUAUAAUAAUAAUAAUAACAACAACAACUACAACAACAAUCCCAAUGUUGAAUUUGUGGGUGGCAAUAAUCGUUUUACGAAUCCAUAUCGACCAAAUCAGGAUCGUUUCAAUCUUAAUCAGGGUUUCUUGGACCGUCAACGUUAUCAACAGGAUCGUCGUUAUCAACAGGAAUUGGAAAAAUUGCGCACUUUCCUUGUCGAGGCCGAUCAGACGGGCUCUCAAGAGUGUACCGCCAAUGUGGCAGCCCAAUGGAAUUUCGAGACUAACGUCAACGAUUUUACACAGUCGGAAGCGUUGAAUGCCCAACAACGUUAUGUGGAAUUUCAACGUAUUACGGCAGGACAAUCGAAGAGCAUAAACAAGGAUCUCAUCUUUGAUCGUCGUUUGUAUCGCCAGUUGAUGCUACAAUCGGAGGUUGGACCCAAUGCUUUGCCUCUAGAUGUUUUAGAUAGGUACAAUCGUUUGCUCAAUCAGAUGCUCUUUCUGUAUAAUAGCGCCAGUAUAUGUGCCUAUCAACAGCCAUUUCAGUGUGACUUACGCUAUAUACCCCAUUUAAAGGAUAUUAUGGCAAAGAGUAGAGAUUGGGAUGAGCUGCAGCAUACAUGGGUGGAGUAUCAUCGUAAGGCGGGAAGGGAAAUGCGUAAUGAUUACGAGCAAUUGGCUGAUGUAAUGCAGGAAGUGGCCUAUGUAAAUAACGUUACAAAUGGCGGUGAAUAUUGGUAUUUGGCCUAUGAAUCGGGUAAUUUUCGACAAGAUAUUGAUAUUGUUUGGGAGCAAAUAAGACCCCUUUAUGAGAGUUUACACUCGUAUGUGCGAAGAAAGUUGCGAGAUUAUUAUGGACCCGAACGUAUAAAUCGUGUUGCCCCAAUACCAUCUCAUAUUUUGGGCAAUAUGUAUGGUCAAUCUUGGUCAAAUAUAUUGGAUAUACUUAUACCCUAUCCAGGACGUAAACUAAUUGACGUCACACCACGCAUGGUUGAACAAGGUUAUACACCAUUGUUAAUGUUUCAACUGGCCGAGGAGUUCUUUACCUCCAUCAAUAUGUCGGCAGUGGGUCCUGAAUUCUAUAGAAACUCUGUCUUUGAGCAGCCAUUGGACAGAAGAGUCCUGUGUGAACCUUCGGCUUGGGAUUUUUGCAAUCGUCACGAUUUUCGUGUCAAAAUCUGCACGGAUAUCAAUCAAAGAAGUUUGAUUAGUGUCCAUCAUGAGAUGGCGCAUAUACAAUAUUUUUUGCAAUAUCGCCAUUUACCCAAAGUCUUUCGAAAUGGAGCAAAUCCUGCUUUCCAUCAGGCCGUUGGCGAUGCCAUUAGUCUGUCUGUGUCGACGCCGAAGCAUUUACAGACCUUGGGCUUGCUACAAAGAUCCUUGGACGAUUCCAGUUAUGAUAUCAAUUAUCUCUUCACCAUGGCCAUAGAUAAGGUUGCCUUUUUGCCCUUUGCUUUGGCCUUGGACAAUUGGCGUUACGAUGUCUUUAGUGGAAAUGUUAAUAAACGUGCUAUGAACUGUCAUUUUUGGAAUUUGCGUGAAAAGUAUUCAGGCAUUAAGCCGCCUGUUUUACGUUCUGAAAUGGAUUUUGAUAUGGGUGCCAAAUAUCAUAUACCCGCAAAUAUACCCUAUGUCAAAUACUUUUUCUCAACUGUCUUACAAUUUCAAAUAUACAGAGGAAUGUGCCGAACAGCUGGACAAUAUGUGCCUGGCGAUCCAAGGAAACCACUGCAUAAAUGCGACAUCUAUAGGCAACCAGCGGCUGGCAAUUUGUUAAAGCAACUAAUGGCGAAAGGUGCCUCUCAGCCUUGGCAGGAAGUCCUUCAAGAGACAUUGGGCGAGGGUCGUCUAGAUGGCACCGCCUUACGGGAAUACUUUGCCCCACUCGAGGAGUGGUUGCGCCAGGAGAAUUUGCGUACCAAUGAAUAUCUUGGUUGGAACUACGAUGGCGUAUACUGCAAAAGGAGCAUAGAAACUGCCGGACUUCAGGUCUUUGGAGAUGGUUACAAUGGCGUUCAGGGACAACAGGGAGCCGACAGUCUAUAUCUAUUGCCAUUGAUCCUAAGCACUUUUUAUAUUAGUUUUCAAUUUUAAUUAAUUAACAGAAACGCUAAUAAAGUUGUUACAUUUUA